ACAAAUUUUGUGUAGUCCUUUACUCGUUUAAGGUUAUUCGUUAUUCGUGGUAUAUUCACCUAACCUGUUAACUGUUAAUUAUUACGGUUACGUUAAAUAGCUACAUCUCUAAACUUCGGAAUAGGUAGUGUCAUGUUAAGUUAAGAAACUUACUUUGCUGGACAUUAAAUCGUAUUAAUGGAUAAAGAGGAAGGUAAUGAUGUUGAAGCAAAAGAAAAGGAAGAUAUAACAAAAAAAAGAAAGAAGAGCAAGAAACAUAAGAAAAGAAAGAAGGCGUCUGGUAAUGAUGAUGUAUCUGCCAAGAAAAGGAAGAAAUCAAAGAAAGAAAAGCGUAAAAGUCCUAAGCCAGAAAGUGAAACUUCCCUGUCCGAUGUUGAAGAAUUAAUAACUAAAUCCCAGCAUCGGUCAUCUAACAAAAAAUCAUCACAUUCCUCACCUGCUGCAGAGAAAGAAACAAUAAAAGAUAAAACAUCAAAGGCAAAGAAUGGAGAUGCAGGAUCACAUAAAGAAUCUAAAAAGAAAGCUAAUUCAAAAUCGAAAUAUGAAGUAGUGGACACAAUUUCAUCAAAUUCUGGAACUGAAAAUUAUCAAGAAGAUUGCGCAAGUCCUGAAUUAGCAUUAAUUGAAGAUGACUUAAAUCUUGAAGAAUUAAUGAAACAAAAAGAACUUUUGCAAGCUCGUUUAGUUGCAUGCUUUUCAGAUAAAAGUGAAGAUGGGGAAUGCAAGGAUACAGUUGAUUUGGCAGCAGCAGAAAAUAAAGGUGCAUGCGUAAAUGAAGAAGGCAGCACACCAACACUUGAAAAGAUGCCAAAACGGCGCGAUCAUGAUUCCAAACUGACCACUAGACACAAGUCAAGUAAAGAUCAUUCAUCAGAAAGGAAACCAGAUAGACACUCAUACAAGUACCAUAAGGAAGAUCUAAGAGAUGUUAUAAAAAGAGAAAAGAAAGGUGAAAGAAGAACUGAGGAAUGGAAAGAGACUAGAGACCAUCGGCUGCGUAAAGAGAUGGAACGUUAUACACCCACGCAUAGAGAAAGGGAACGAGACCGUGAAAGAAAACGUGAAAGAGAAAGAGAAACCGAUCGAGAACGAGAACGGGAAAGGGAACGAGAUCGUGAAAGAAUGCGACGCUCAUUGGCACAUAAAAAGAAGGAAAGAGAUAGAAGUAGCCGUCGUUCAAGAGAGAGAUAUUCACCAGCUGGUCGACGGGAUCGCCGAUCAGAAUAUCGUAGAUCCCGUAGUCGGGACAACAGAGCGCGUUCAAAAGAUUCCAGAUUAGAUUACAGAGAUAGAUAUAGGGUAGGUUAUAAGCGUUCUUCACAUGAAGCUACACAAACUAUAGCAAGUUCAAGUGAUGAAGAACUAAAUAUAUCUGUUAAAACUGAUGAAGAGGAAGAAAAUGAAGAACAGAUAAUAGAGCGUAGAAGAAAACAACGGGAACAGUUAAUGAAGCGAUUGGGUGGAAGAGAUAAUAGUCUGAGUGGCAAACUUACACCACCACUAACGGAAAUUAAACAAAAGACACCACCACGAGAAAAUGAAAUAGUUGUUUUUAGUGUUCCCAGAGAAUGUGAGAUUACGGUAACUCCAGAGCCAGUGAAAACUGAUGUAAACACGGACACUAAAGAACAAGAGAAUGAGGCCUCAAAUAAUUCAGAUAAUGAUAAAGGUGAAAAUUCUUCAGCAGAGGAAAAGAUAAAUAAAGGUUGGGAUAUGUUUGCCGAUCAAGACAACUUCCAUAAUAUUGGCACUCCCACCAAAAGGGAAACAAAGAAUAAAAAUACUAUAGAGAAUCCAUCUCUCAAUGACAAUUGGGAUGAUGCAGAAGGUUAUUACAGAGUCCGUAUUGGUGAGACCCUAGACAAUAGAUACUCGGUAUAUGGAUACACUGGUCAAGGUGUCUUCUCCAAUGUUAUACGCGCUAGAGAUUUGAUACGAAGCGGCACUGAUGUCGCCAUCAAAAUAAUAAGAAAUAAUGAUAUAAUGCAUAAAACUGGAUUGAGAGAGUUGGAAAUGUUAAAGAAAUUAAAUGAUGCGGAUCCCGAAGACAAGUAUCAUUGUCUCAGAUUGUUCAGACACUUUUUCCACAAACGGCAUUUAUGUAUGGUGUUGGAGCCGUUGGCUAUGAACCUGAGGGAAGUUUUAAAGAAAUAUGGCAAAAACAGCGGCAUUCAUAUCAAAGCUGUUAGAAGUUAUACUCAACAAAUACUACUGGCUUUGAAAUUGUUGAAGAAAACUAAAAUUUUACAUGCCGACAUCAAGCCGGAUAAUAUCUUAGUAAAUGAGAGUAAACUGGUUUUAAAACUAUGUGACUUUGGCGCAGCAUCACAUAUCACUGAUAAUGAAAUAACACCGUAUCUAGUCUCAAGAUUCUACAGAGCCCCGGAGAUCAUAUUAGGAGUACCUUAUGAUUAUGGCAUAGACAUGUGGUCCACUGCAUGCACCAUAUAUGAGCUAUCUACAGGCAAAAUAAUGUUCAGCGGUAAAUCAAAUAAUGAAAUGCUGAAAUACUUCAUGGAUUUGAAAGGGAAGAUUCCAAACAAAAUCGCAAAGAAGGGCCAAUUUAAGGAUCAACAUUUUGAUGCCAAUUGCAACUUUUUAUAUCAUGAACUGGAUAAAAUUACAGAAAGGGAAAAAGUGGUGAUAAUGUCAAGUAUUAAGCCAACCAGGGACUUGCAGUUAGAAUUAGCUCCACCGCACCACCGCCUACCGCCAGAGGAGGCGAAAAAGAUCGCUCAAUUAAAGGACCUUCUUGAAAGGAUGCUUAUGCUUGAUCCUACCAAGAGAGCAUCUGUCAACCAUUGCCUCACCCAUCCAUUUAUACAAGAGAAAAUUUAAAUGUCUGCUUAUCUACUUAAAAAUGUUUGACAAUGAGUCAAACGAAGUAGUGAAUAAAUUUAAUAUUGUAUUGUAUUUUGCCGAGUACAUAAUUCAUUAAUAUCUAUGUGACAAAUGAAAUUUUAAAUAAUUUCAUAUUGUAUUGUGACAAGUACAUAUUUAAUUAAUAUAUAUUAAUC
This is a messenger RNA of Papilio xuthus (Asian swallowtail), 3017 nucleotides long. It is a transcript of the gene Prp4k, whose product is annotated as Pre-mRNA processing factor 4 kinase. The coding region runs from base 178 to 2838 and encodes 886 amino acids. NCBI's taxonomy places the organism in Eukaryota, Metazoa, Arthropoda, Insecta, Lepidoptera, Papilionidae. The transcript is spliced from 10 exons. The record is from RefSeq and is a predicted model, not a curated record. Gene Ontology annotation, biological process: peptidyl-serine phosphorylation; peptidyl-threonine phosphorylation; mRNA cis splicing, via spliceosome. Gene Ontology annotation, molecular function: ATP binding; protein serine/threonine kinase activity.